Molecule: messenger RNA, 1587 nt
Organism: Rotaria sp. Silwood2
Lineage: Eukaryota; Metazoa; Rotifera; Eurotatoria; Philodinida; Philodinidae
Source: the annotation of a GenBank genome assembly
AUGAAUUUGUCUAGUGUUCAUCUUCUUGAUUUACCUAAUGAAAUGUUAUUUAAUAUUUUAAAGAAACUUGAAAAUGUUGAUGUUCUUUAUUCAUUUUUUGGCAUUAAUAAUGAACGACUUGAGAAAAUAAUAGAAGAUGAGUUUUUUUUUAAUAGUCUUAAUAUUGCAUUAAUUACUGAAAAUAGUACAAUAAUUGAUUCAAUACUUGAUCGAUUCUGUGAUUAUAUAUUCCCUCGAAUUUAUUUCAAUGUGAAAUGUUUCAUUGUUGAACCAGAAUUCAUGGAACGUAUUCUUCUUGCUACUCCUUAUCCAAAUCUGACUGAAUUAAAACUUUUUAAUUUUCAACGUGAUAGUUCAUUACAUUAUUUCACAGAUAAUUCAUCGCUUGAACAUAUCCUCAAAGAACAAAUUACAAAACUUGAUCUUAUUCAUAAAGAUGAUGGGUAUGAGAUAAUGUUAUCGAAAGUUUAUACAAAAACAGUGUACGCACAUAUUUUGACUUACUGCGAAAAGUUAGAGCAUCUGAAUGUUACUGCGUCAUCAAAUUUUGUAUAUCCAAGCUUGUCAAUUCGUUAUUUACCAUCAAAUACUUUUUCUUCUUCAACUCUUACUUAUUUAUGUAUUAAUGUGCAAACUUUUACUGAUUUUGUUUGUUUACUUGAUGGUCGUCUCAAACAGUUGUGUACAUUGAUUGUUCAAUUUUAUCAAAUGGAUACAGAUUCAUCAGUUGUUCAUAAUUUAGAUAAUCUACCUAAUCUAAAGUGUUUUUCAUUAAUACAUUAUGGUUUAAUUGAAGAAUAUGAUAAUAAAAUUGUAUCUCAUCUUCGUCGUAUGAUAAACUUGGAAAAAUUAACUUUGUAUUUGCGUCUCGUUUUCGAACGUAUAUUCAUUGAUCCAAUUCAUCUCAUAAAUGAAUUUUCAAUGCAUAUGUCACGACUUCAUUCAUUCAAGUUUUAUCUUAGUACAAAGAAUAACAGAAAUGAUUUAGUUCGUUAUUUGUCCAAUAAUGAUAUUAAACAAAAUUAUGUGAACAUAGGCUAUCAAGAAGUAUCGAAUAUUGUUCAAUUUGUUGCUAACACAGCUACAUAUCAUAUCUUUACACUUCCUUUCCAGUUUCCCCAGCUCAUAUAUAUUGGAAAUAUAUUUCCAAAUAUUUUAUUCACUCAUGUCAUCGACUUAUGUGUACAUGAUGAGUUUUCAUUUGAACAUGAAUUCUUUCUACGAAUAAGUAAAGCUUUUUCAAAGCUGAAAAGCUUUUGUGUAAUGAAUUGUAGACCACUAUCAUAUGAUGUGGAGAAAUUAUCUGACAACACUAUUCAAUCAUAUGAAAUCGUUGAAUAUCCUCAUCUUACUUUCCUUGAUAUUUCAUGGGCAAAUGGUUAUUACGUCGAACAGUUUCUAAAUGAAACCAAAACACAUCUACCUCGUCUGUCCAAAUUACGGGUUCGAUAUGAAGAAUUAAGAAUUAUUACAAAAGAUUUUACAAGAGAAAUAACACGACGUAAUUGUGCUAAUGUGACACGAUUAAUUAUUGAAAGAACAAUUGUCGGUUCGAAAGACUAUUACAUUUAUUUUCCUUUAUUGUAG